This is a messenger RNA of Acipenser ruthenus (sterlet), 630 nucleotides long. RefSeq names its product meiotic recombination protein DMC1/LIM15 homolog. Gene Ontology annotation, cellular component: condensed nuclear chromosome. The transcript has 8 exons. NCBI's taxonomy places the organism in Eukaryota, Metazoa, Chordata, Actinopteri, Acipenseriformes, Acipenseridae. Gene Ontology annotation, molecular function: ATP-dependent DNA damage sensor activity; ATP binding; DNA strand exchange activity. Bases 19 to 630 code for a protein of 203 amino acids. The record is from RefSeq and is a predicted model, not a curated record. Gene Ontology annotation, biological process: mitotic recombination; DNA repair; DNA recombinase assembly.
UCCCUACUCCCUGUCGCUAUGAAAUCAGCUGAAGACCAGGUGGUGGAGGAUGAAGUGGCCUUCCAGGACGACGAGGAGUCGUUUUUCCAGGACAUCGAUCUCCUGCAGAAACAUGGAAUUAACGUGGCUGACAUCAAGAAGCUGAAGACUGUGGGGAUCUGCACUGUCAAGGGCAUCCAGAUGACAACGCGCCGCACUCUGUGCAACAUCAAGGGGCUGUCCGAGGCCAAAGUGGACAAGAUCAAAGAGGCAGCCAACAAGCUGGUGGAGCCGGGGUUUCUGACAGCCUUCGAGUACAGUGAGAAGAGGAAGACAGUGUUUCACAUCUCCACAGGAAGCCAGGAGUUUGACAAACUGUUAGGAGGGGGAGUUGAGAGCAUGGCCAUCACUGAGGCAUUUGGAGAAUUCCGGACGGGAAAGACGCAGCUCUCCCACACGCUGUGCGUGACGGCUCAGCUCCCUGGAGCAGCGGGAUACUCCGGAGGGAAAAUCAUCUUCAUCGACACGGAGAACACCUUCCGCCCUGAUCGACUGAAGGACAUCGCUGACCGAUUCAACGUGGACCAGGACGCCGUGCUGGACAACGUGCUGUACGCGCGCGCCUACACCAGUAAGAGAGCUCUCCCCUAA